This is a messenger RNA of Pteropus alecto (black flying fox), 628 nucleotides long. RefSeq names its product oxidoreductase like domain containing 1 (gene OXLD1). The record is from RefSeq and is a predicted model, not a curated record. The annotation marks the transcript as partial. Gene Ontology annotation, cellular component: mitochondrion. The transcript is spliced from 2 exons. Lineage: Eukaryota; Metazoa; Chordata; Mammalia; Chiroptera; Pteropodidae.
AGCGCGGCCCGGGGAGGCCGGGCGGUAUUCGCCGCUUCCCACUGCCCGGGGCUACGCAGACUCUCCAGCUGGGACUGGUGCCAAAGGCUUCCUGGAGGCGGCGGCAUUCUACACAGGUACCUCGCCCGGAUCCCAGUGCGUACAAGCCGCAGAGGGUUCGGGAAGGAUCCCGUGGACACGGGCUCCCAGACAAGUGCAGACGGCACUGGGCAGCUCAAGUCCUCCCUGCCCAGCGGGAGCCCCUCAGAGCCGCCAUAUCCCCCACCGCCCAAGCUGCAGCCCCCCACAAACUGCUGCAUGAGCGGCUGCCCCAACUGCGUGUGGGUGGAGUAUGCCGAUGUGCUGCUGCAGCAUUACCAGGACGGUGGGGAGCGGGCCCUGGCCGCCCUGGAGGAGCACGUGGCUGACGAGACCCUCAAGGCCUUUCUCAGGAUGGAGAUCCAGCUUCGCGUGAGGUGCGGAGGCUGAGCCGGCCUGGCCCAGCGCUCGCCGAGGGCUCCUGCCUGGGGAGCAACACGGCCUCCUCUGUCCGCGGCCCCUCUGUGGGCUUGUGUCGGGUGGAAAUCGGAAGAAUUAUUUAUUGACUUUCCCUGAGAAUAAACAAGGUCUUUGCGGUGGUGAGACUGGA